Molecule: messenger RNA, 2421 nt
Organism: Motacilla alba alba
Lineage: Eukaryota; Metazoa; Chordata; Aves; Passeriformes; Motacillidae
Gene: TRA2A
Product: transformer 2 alpha homolog
Exons: 10
Coding region: 930-1454 (174 amino acids)
Biological process (GO): positive regulation of mRNA splicing, via spliceosome
Cellular component (GO): spliceosomal complex
Molecular function (GO): RNA binding
Source: RefSeq, a predicted model, not a curated record
CGGUGCCGGGCGCAGACGGAGCGGCCGCGGCGGCGCCAUUUUGCGGCGGUGCGGGAGGCGCGGGCGGGAGGUGGCUGUGGUGGUGGUGCCGGUGCCGGCAGUAGCGGCAAUAGCGGUAACGGUGGCGAUAACAGCGGCCGUAGGUGUUGUUGCUGCUAAUCGGGACUAGCGUCCCCCUUUCGCCCCAGCCCCUUGGCCAGGACUCUGCCGACAUGAGCGACGUGGAGGAGAACAACUUCGAGGGGAGGAACUGCUGACUAUGUUGAGUCUGCAUUUGGAAAACUUCGUUUGUUUUUGCUCCCUACAGUGAAAAUUCUCAAUCAAUAUGGCAUAACUGAGCAUAAUGGCAGGUUAAUGUUCGUGAAGAAAUUGAAGAGUUUUUUCCAAGAAUGUGGAAGAUAAAUCAAGAUAAAAGAAGGCUAAUGAAAAGUAUUAAAGAUCAGAAAAUUAAAAUUGAAUGGGGGAAAAAAUUGAACAGAAGAUUGGUCAGAUAGAAGCACUUGAAUAUUUUUUUAAGGCUAUAAUGAAUUGUUUGAAUUGGGGAAGAAUACACGAAGUAUGAAAAAUGAAAAACUCAAUGAAGAAUGAAGAAAAGUAGAAAGCAAGAGUGAAGUAGAAUUAAAAGAAUCUGGAAGAAUGAAUGGGUCCUAGGUUAAGUAAAUGAGUCUCGCUCCCAGUCAAAAUCUCCAGCUGGGAGUCCUGCUCGCGUAAAAUCAGAGAGCAGGUCAGGAUCUCGCAGUCCAUCGAGGGCUUCCAAACAUUCUGAAUCGCACUCUAGGUCAAGAUCAAAAUCAAGAUCCAGGUCCAGAAGACAUUCGCACAGACGUUACACUCGUUCCAGAUCCCAUUCUCAUUCCCAUAGGAGACGUUCUCGAAGCAGAUCAUACACACCAGAAUACCGUCGUCGCAGGAGCCGUAGUCAUUCUCCAAUGUCCAACAGGAGAAGGCACACUGGCAGCAGAGCUAAUCCAGAUCCCAAUACCUGUCUUGGAGUGUUUGGUCUCAGUUUGUACACUACUGAGAGAGAUUUACGUGAAGUCUUCUCCCGUUACGGACCUCUGACUGGUGUCAAUGUGGUUUAUGAUCAACGGACUGGACGAUCAAGAGGAUUUGCUUUCGUUUAUUUUGAGAGAAUUGAUGACUCUAAAGAGGCAAUGGAGCAUGCAAAUGGAAUGGAGCUGGAUGGCAGGAGGAUUCGAGUGGAUUAUUCAAUCACCAAAAGAGCACAUACGCCCACCCCAGGCAUCUACAUGGGCAGGCCAACACACAGUGGAGGAGGUGGUGGCGGUGGAGCAGGUCGUCGCCGGGACUCAUAUUAUGAUAGGGGGUAUGACAGAGGAUAUGACAGAUAUGAAGAAUAUGACUACAGAUACAGGAGACGAUCACCAUCGCCUUAUUAUAGUCGAUACCGAUCGCGAUCAAGAUCCCGUUCCUAUAGUCCAAGGCGCUACUGAAGAUCAGAAGAGUUACAGUUGAGGACUUGAUUUUUAAAUACAAAGUUCAGAUCUUUAGCAUCCCUACUGCUUUCCCUUCCGUCUUCCCUUUCUUGUCCUCCUUCCAGCUCUUUCACAAGUCUUUGGUUCAUUUAGAGUAUACAUAUUUUCAGUUGAAGUAUUCCUAUUUUCCACCCCUUCUUAUUGUAAUACUCUUAAAUAUUGUAAUUGUUGUAGUUUUUGUGUAGUAAAACAUCUUGAGCAAAAAAAUAGAAAACCCCAAAGUGCUGAUACAUUUUGGAAGUCAUUCCUAUUUUAUUUCUAAAACAGUUGGACUCCUGACUAAUCAGAAGAGAACAUUGAUAUUUUUAAAGCUUGCAUGUCAUAUGUAGUAUACACACUUGGAUACUUUAACAUAAACCUGCAUUUCCAAGUAACUUGUUAAUCUUUCUGUUAAAAUGUUUACCUAUUACUUUGAUAAACAAGUAAUGACUUUGAGUCUUUUCUGUAAUGAUAAAUUUGCUUAGAUAGUCAUGAACCAGAGGAUUUUUAAUUUUUUUUUUUUGUCAAGUAGUUGCUUUGAAAGUAGACUAUUUGAGCUAGAUCAGAGUUUGGUAUUUGACUGACUGGGAGAAUAGAUCCUUGUACACUCAAAAUUAAGGCUGUGUGUUUUAUAGAAAAAGUUUCUGGAUUGCUACACAGUGGAUAACAGUUGAAAUUAAAAUUGUUAAAUUCCUGGGGUCUUUGUGGUACUUCAUUGAAUAUUUCCCUGUAAUUGGUGCAAGAGAAAAAAUAUUUUUGAACAUAGCAAUUAGUUAUAUAAUUUGCUGUUCAUGAAAGAAAAAAUGGCCAACUUUUUGGUAUUGAAAUAAUGAUGGAGCACGUUUUGUUUCCAGUCCUUUUUGAACUUUUGGAAGUAUGGAUGGAAAAACCUACAGCUACAUGUAAACCUUUUUUUUUCCCUCAAUAAAACUUAAGUCCACUGAUA